Erinaceus europaeus (western European hedgehog) is the source of this 939-nucleotide messenger RNA. Its product is annotated as olfactory receptor 2T27-like. Gene Ontology annotation, molecular function: G protein-coupled receptor activity; olfactory receptor activity. The transcript has a single exon. Bases 1 to 939 code for a protein of 312 amino acids. The record is from RefSeq and is a predicted model, not a curated record. NCBI's taxonomy places the organism in Eukaryota, Metazoa, Chordata, Mammalia, Eulipotyphla, Erinaceidae. Gene Ontology annotation, biological process: G protein-coupled receptor signaling pathway. Gene Ontology annotation, cellular component: membrane.
AUGGUGGAUGAUAAUGGAUCCUCUAUAACUGAUUUCAUCCUGGUGGGACUCUUCCCUGACUCUCAGCAUUCCAUUGUCCUCAAUUCUGUGACCAUCUUCAUCUACAUUCUUGCCUUCCUGGGAAAUAUACUUCUAAUUGCUUUGAUCUGGGGGGACUCCCGCCUUCAUACACCCAUGUACAUUCUCCUCAGUCAACUCUCCCUCAUUGACCUGACACUGACGUCUACUAUUGUCCCAAAGAUGGCAUCUAACUUUUUUACAGGGAAAAAGACCAUAUCAUGGAUUGGUUGUGGAACACAGAGUUUCUUCUUCCUGAUGCUGGGAAUGUCAGAGUGUCUCAUCCUGACUCUCAUGGCUUAUGACCGAUAUGUGGCUGUGUGCAAUCCACUGCGAUACCCUAGCAUCAUGAGCCCCAGGUUCUGUCUCCAGAUGGUUGCUGGCUGUUGGACUGGAGGGUCUAUAAGUUCAUUUAUCCAUACAGUCUACCCUAUGCAUUUCCCCAUCUGUGGGUCAAGGGAGAUCCACCACUUCUUCUGUGAAGUCCCAGUCCUCAUUAAGCUCUCCUGUGAAGAUACUUCGGUCUACCAGUUAGUUGUGGUGGUGACAAGCAUUGUACUGCUUGUUGUGCCUUUCAGUCUCAUCAUAGCUUCCUACACACUUAUCUUCCUCACUGUUUUCCGCAUGAAUUCUGUCAAGGGCAGGAAGAAAGUUCUAGCCACCUGCUCGUCCCACCUAACUGUGGUGAGUUUAUUCUUUGGUCCAAACAUAUUCAUCUACAUGUCUUUCACUUCUUCUCAUAGUCCUGAGCAGGACCAGGCUCUUUCUGUUUUCAGCAACAUCCUCACUCCCAUGCUAAAUCCCCUCAUCUACAGCCUGAGGAACAAAGAGGUGGUGGCAGCUCUCAGGAAAAUGAUGGGGAGAUGCAUGGUGUUUUACUAA